AUGGCAGACACGGACCCCUUCAAAGUCAUGAAAGACAUUAGCAGCAUGCUUAAAAAGCCGCUUGGUCGACUCAUGAGCUCAGCUACAAGGUCUGAGAAGUCCGAUGUAGUUGAUAAGCACUUGGCAAACACACAAAAGAGAUUAGAAGACAAAAGUUCGACUUCCGUAUUGCUAGCAAAGGUAGUAGAAACUUUGAGCAAGCACGGCGAAAUGGAAGCUAUACGCAUGGUGGACGACCUGAGCUUGGUUUACUAUACAAUGGACUCCAUCAUUCAAGCUAAAAAGAAACAGAUCGAGGAAGCUAUGCAAGAGGUUGCCAUGGCAAAAGACGAGGUCGAGGAGGCGACCAAGCUGGUCCAGAAUACCAUCCAUGAAGCAGAAAAGAAGGAGGCUGCAAACAAGGAACCGGCAAAGAGAAAGCAGACGGAGGACGAGAUGGAGGACGAGAUGGACGAGGCGGCGUUGAAAGAGGCAAUGCUCGAAUAUGUAGCAAAGAGGCGCCGUAUCAACGAGUAG
Molecule: messenger RNA, 516 nt
Organism: Bipolaris zeicola 26-R-13
Lineage: Eukaryota; Fungi; Ascomycota; Dothideomycetes; Pleosporales; Pleosporaceae
Exons: 2
Coding region: 1-516 (171 amino acids)
Source: RefSeq, a predicted model, not a curated record